AUGGGAGGUGGUGAUCUUAAUAUGAAAAAAUCAUGGCAUCCACUCUUGAUUAAAAAUCAAGAGAGGGUGUGGAAAGAAGAACAAAAGGCGGCAGAGGAAGGCAAGAAGUUAGCUCAGCUUAAAAAAGAAUUAGAAGAAGAAAGAUAUCUUCAAGAACUAAAAAAAUUACAAGAGGGAAAAGGGGGAAACGAAAGAUUAGAAUGGAUGUACGCUUCUGCCGCUAGUCAUUCAAAUUCAGCCAAAGCACAAGAAACAGAAGAUUUUCUUCUUGGUAAAAAACGUGUUGAUUCAUUGUUAUCAGCGGAUUCAAAAGAUAUCUUUAUGGAUACUAUGAACCCAAAUGCAAAUUCAUAUAAAGAUAUUCAAUCAAAAAUUCGUGAUGAUCCUUUAUUUCACAUUAAAAAAAUCGAACAAGCUCAUAUUAAAGCCAUAGUCAACAAUCCCCUUAAAUUAAAGAGACUUCAAGAGACAGGAAAGAUAAAAGGCACAAAAAAAUAG
This is a messenger RNA of Entrophospora sp. SA101, 498 nucleotides long. The record is from the annotation of a GenBank genome assembly. NCBI's taxonomy places the organism in Eukaryota, Fungi, Glomeromycota, Glomeromycetes, Entrophosporales, Entrophosporaceae.